AUCCCGGCAUAUAUAAAUUUCCGGGUCACUGACAGCUGCACGCUUUACUGAGUCCUCUUACUGUUUAACAGUAAACUUUGACAGUAAACAUGCUUUUAUCAGUGUUAUCCAGGCGCUGCGUGCUCCACCAGCUGCUCAGACUCUCCGCAGGCCGGACACAAGCCCCUCUUUCUGGGGAGACCCGCGGACUGCAGCCGCGGUACAGCGCCGGGAGGUCACUGUUCAGUCACCGGGUGGAGGCGAGGAAAAACACUCAUCUGCAGAGCUUCUGUGUCCGUGCUGCUGUCCUCUGUCCCCCCUCUCGCUGGGUGUCCUCCGGGCCACAGUCCUCCGAUGGACAGCUCAUCUACACGGGCACUCUGGGCACCGCUGUCCGAGGUGUGAAGGCGUUCUCCUACAGCACCAGUGGGGCCAGCCUGCUCCUCCUGCCCCACAUUCUGGUGACCACGGGCCUGACCGCUCACAGCUGGGCCUAUCAGCUCCUGUUCUGCGGAGUCAUCGGCGUCUUUACCUUCGUUACACCCGUCCUACUGCACCUUGUAACCAGAGGCUACGUAGUUCGGCUCUACCACCACCCAGAGUGUGACACAUACACCGCCGUCACCUACAGCGUCUUCCUGACCGAGAAGAGGACCAGGUUCCAUCAGGAGCAGGUGCGUGUCCCCUCCAUCAGUAAGAUGUUCAUCACGUUCUACGCAGACAAGACAGGCCUACUAGUGAACCCAGACCUGUUCAGCCUGCCCCAGGAUUACAACCACCUCAUGGGCUAUGACAAACCGUUCAGCUUCAGUCCUGAGCAGAUUGAUGAAAGCUGAGAGGAACCAUCAGACCAAAUGUUCGCCCUGUUCUUUUCAAACAUCACACAGUAUAUGGCUUUGUAGUGUCACCAGAUCAAGACCAAGUCUGAACUGUGAAAGGAAUUGUGAAAGCAAGGCAAGUUUAUUUGUAUAGCACAAUUGGUACACAAAGUAAUUCAAAGUGCUAAAGGGCCCGUAUUACGCGGUUUCCUCAUCAAAAACAAUCAUGGAAUUCUCUUUUGUUUAAUUCACAUAUGUUUGACUCACAAACCCUACAUAUUUAGGCUGAGUUCUUCUCUCAUACUGAAAAACAUUCUGUUGCUCCUUGUGAUGUCAUGUGGUAACAUAGGAAGUGCACCACACUUUUGUUUUUUUAUCGCUACACACCUUCACUAGAAUCAUUUGGAUAAUUUCAGCCCUGAAAUUGCAAAUCUACUGGAUGAAAGGUGCAAAUCUACUGAACAAUAGCUAUUAACUUGAAAACUACCACUUCAUGACAUCACAAGGUGGAACAGAACAUUUUGAGCUUUGGAGAUGUAACAGACUAAUAAUAAAGUGUUACUCAAACAUGUGUGAAUGAAACAAAACAUUACUCCAGGUCUGUUUUUGAUGAGGGUACAAAAUUAUAACAUGGCUUAAAGCUCAUAAGAGUCUAUUCUGUGUAAGACAGAACCUUUAAAAUAAAGACUAAGAGGUAGAGGACCCUGAGUGGUGCAGAAGAAUCUGCCACAUUAGACAAAAUGGACUGUGUUGACACUUCAUUUUUUGUAAUAAAAUGGCUGAAUAUUC
This is a messenger RNA of Periophthalmus magnuspinnatus, 1586 nucleotides long. RefSeq names its product transmembrane protein 70 (gene tmem70). Lineage: Eukaryota; Metazoa; Chordata; Actinopteri; Gobiiformes; Gobiidae. The coding region runs from base 90 to 815 and encodes 241 amino acids. The record is from RefSeq and is a predicted model, not a curated record. Gene Ontology annotation, biological process: mitochondrial proton-transporting ATP synthase complex assembly. The transcript is spliced from 3 exons. Gene Ontology annotation, cellular component: mitochondrial membrane.